Molecule: messenger RNA, 4127 nt
Organism: Aedes albopictus (Asian tiger mosquito)
Lineage: Eukaryota; Metazoa; Arthropoda; Insecta; Diptera; Culicidae
Exons: 6
Coding region: 63-1514 (483 amino acids)
Biological process (GO): biosynthetic process
Molecular function (GO): pyridoxal phosphate binding; L-2-aminoadipate:2-oxoglutarate transaminase activity
Source: RefSeq, a predicted model, not a curated record
AUAAAUACAUCAGGAGGAUCGUCUUGUCUAUAUACAGAAAGUACAGAGUGUAAUCAGCAAGCAUGACGUUCGCCUGCGUAAACAAAACCGCUAUCAGUAGGUGUUUUAUGCUCGAGAAAAAGUGUCGGUCAAAUUUGGUUCCGAAAUUGUGCGAAAACUACGUCCAGUGUCAGCGUAACAGCUCCAGAGCCGCGGUUUACAGUGAAAGUAAUUCGACAGCAGCGAUGAACAAACGUACGGAAAUGCCAAUGCGCCACCUGUUCGACGGUAGCGAUCUGAAUGUGUACGAUCAGCAGAUCGCAAAUUUGUCCGCCGGUGCACCAGGGCCGGAUUUGUUGGUCGAAUGCUGCGAAAUCUUCCGCGUCGCCACCGAGCAUAGGAUGAAAUUUGAAUUGGAAAACAAUUCUUAUUUGUUCCAAUAUGGACCAACCAUUGGGACCACAGAGUUCCGACAGUCUUUGGCCGAUUUUUUGUCUACGGGCUAUCAAUCGAAAGUCAACAAAUCUGAUCUAGUGCAAACAUCGGGAGCAACGCAUGGUUUACAUCUUAUUCUAUCGACAUUGAUAGAUAUGGCAGGCAUCAUCUUUGUAGACGAAGUCACCUACAUGAUAGCUCUGGAAGCUUUUCGCCAGUUUGACUUAAUGAAAGUGGUAGCAGUGCCCCUUAAAGCCGACGGUCCCGAUUUGAACAUCCUUGCCAAACUUAUCGAACAGCACAAAUUCAAACCAAAAGAAAAUAAGCUUUUCUGGGGUGUAUAUUAUACUAUUCCAACGUUCCACAAUCCAACCGGAAUACUGUUUUCGGAAGAUAUUAACAAAGAGUUGAUAAGAUUGGCCAGAUCGAGCGACAUAUUGAUAGCUUGCGACGAUGUAUACAACCUGCUGUAUUAUUCAUCCGAUAGCACGGGUUCACCACUACCGCCCCCAAAACGUCUGUUUGCAUAUGAUAUUGAUGAUAUGGAGGACCAUAGCUGGAAAGGAAAUGUUAUCUCCAAUGGUUCUUUUUCGAAGAUUUUGUCCCCUGGAAUCCGUUUGGGGUGGAUGGAAUGCCCACCUCGAUGCAUGGAGGCCUUUCGCGUCAGUGGCGUUCUCAAAAGCGGUGGUGCAGCUAAUAACUAUACCGGAGGGAUUGUAACCAGCAUGAUCCAGCUAGGAUUGGCUCAGCAACAACUCAACUUGUAUGCACAAAAAUAUGGAGAACGUCUCAGAGCUGCGUGCCAAAUGCUACGCGAUAAACUGCCAAAACAGUGUUCCUACCUGGCACCUAAUGGAGGUUACUUUAUUUGGAUCAGAUUUCCAGAGCAAAUCGAUUGCAACGAGUUCAACCAAUAUUGCAUCAAAAACUACAGCAUUUCAGCCAUUGCCGGAAGCAGAUUUUCAUCCGCUGGGUCACACAAAAACUACAUGCGACUAACUUUCGCCUUCCAUGAUGCUGACUUUCUGAGGCAAAGUGUUGGAAAGUUAUGUCAGGCCAUUGAAAAAUAUUUGGCUGAAAAGGAUAUUCGAACGGAUUAAUCAUCGAAACGGGAACAAUCACGAUCAACUUAAAGAAUCAGUAAAACCAAUCGAAACAAUCACAUUAUAUUUACAGAACAUUUAAAAAUAUUAGAGGGAUUCACUGAACAGCGUAAACAGCUGCGUAACCCAUGAUUAUCUGCGUAAUGAAGUUUCAUAAAAUUGCGAAUCAAAAAUUACCUUGGUGAGCGCGAUGUUUACUAGGAUAAUACUAUGCCUCUCAAGAAAAAUCAGAAUAUGGCGAUUAUCUGCCUCUGGCUUAUGAUACAAGCGCGACAACUACUUAUAACAGUGCACAGUGGUCCACGAACCAGAUUUACGAGGAAAGAUGCAUUCAACGAAUAGAGUUAAUAAACUAUAGAGGACGAAUGUCGCUGCUGUUCCCUUUGUUCUCGUUCGCAAACAUCCCGGGUAUCUAUCUGUCAAACUGCAUACUUUUUCGCUUUGACACUUAUAUCCCUCCCUAUCUUCGCCAGCAAGAGAUGAUGCGGCGGCGACGCCAGCGACAUUCUCCCUCUAUAGUUUAUUACCUCUAUUAUUCAACGCCUUCAAAUGAGCUUUUAGGCAUAUUCGGUCUUAUACAAAGUUGUCCCUAAUAAUAAGGCCCUCUUUCCAAUGUGCAUGAAAAUUAGGGUGGUCCAUAUUUUUAAAGAUAUUGGUAAGCAAACUUUUUUAUUUGCAAGAAUAACUAUAUACAUUCUUCGGAAAAGUUGUAGAUCUAUCCAUUUUGAGCAAGUUCCAUGCGCUGAGAUGGUCGUUAUCUCUUUUGGUUCAAAAGUUACAGGCGUUUUUCUUAAAAAAAAAAUCAUAGUUUUUUAAAAAGGUGUUAUGACGGAUUGGGGCAAACAUAAAAAAUAUAUUUUGCCUGCAUUCAAGAGAAGAAAUGUUGUUAUAAAACAUAUCAAAAAAUUAGAGGGGUGUUAUUUUUGUAACUCAAGUGAAAAAUACUUAAAAGGGGCCUAUUUUUUCUAGAAAAUCAUUAAUAUCUUUUGAACGGAAUGACGUAGCAACAUUCUCAGCGCACGAAAAUGCUGUUUUUGGAAGCUCUAAAAGAGGUUCUUAGGCGACUUUGACGAGAAAUUUGUAACAAAAAAGAUAAAGCAAUGAAACGACUUGUUUUAGCGUCACCCUAUGAAAACUAUGGGAAAAUGCUCCAAAUUUGGUUGAAACAGUUUAAACACUAUCUUUUUUGUUUCAAAAUUCUCAUCAAAGUUGUCUAAGAACCAUUUUUAGACGCACGACGCGUCUUCAAAUGCUCUACAAGUGUUUCUUGAUGAAAAAUCGAAACUGAAAAAGUUAACGCCAGAAAACCGGUGUUUCUUGAACCACCCUAAGCUAAUUCAGAAAAAUAUCUCUAGAUCGAUAAAUUUUAAAGCUACAUAAAAAGUGCCUUCAGCAAAUUUGCCCAAUAUUGAUAGAUCUACAACUUUCCCGAAGAAUGUAUAUAGUUAUUCUUGCAAAUAAAAAAGUUCGGUUCCCAAUUUCUUUGAAAAUAUGGACCACCCUAAUUUGCGUGUAUAUCGAAAAGAGGGCCUUAUUUUUAGGAACAACUUUGUAGAAGACCAUAUUAAUCUAGAAAAUCAUUUGAAGGCGCUGAAUGCAUCUUUCCUCGUAAAUCUGUUUCGUGGACCAUUGUUCAGUGUCACCAGAUUCUUAAAGUAUUGCUGACUGCACCCCAAAUUGGACUGACACAACAGUGUGCACACACCUUCAAAGUGUGAUUGUGGCGUAUGACCACGUCGGAUCGAGUUGGGGUCUUCGGUGCACUUAUUCCUUGUAAACGAAGGAAUAACUGCACCGAAGACGUCGAGAUGAUCCUAGGUAAAUGUACAUUUUUAUCACGCUUUUUAGACGUCUCAAUAAAAAUGUGAUAGUCCAAUUUGGGUGAAAUCUGCAAUAUUUUAUUCCAUUAUAUGGGGUUUGACAGCAAAGCAAGCACACUUAUUUCACUGAGCCUUUCCUGUCGUACAUCACAAAUAGGUCUUUUCAGUUGACAGGUCCGUGUAUGCCACUGUUUACAACUGCCGAAUAAAGGCGCAAACGCUGAACUGUCAUAUUCAUUGAGUUGUCCAAAAAAAGUCUCACGAAACCUACUGCAAGCCUAUCCAUAAACGUGAGAACAAAAGAUGUUUACAAAGUUCUUACAGAUAGAUUAACACGGGAAAUCUGAACACAAACCACUACCACACCUGAAUUUGGAUUGGUCAAUAGGAGAUCUGUCAAAGGCGUCCAAAAUCAGCUGAUUUUAAACGUCUUCUGAUUAGGCCUAUACAUUCAAAAACAUCUGUCACUUUGCGAAACCCACGUCCCAACUAACAUUUUUGCUGUAUAAAAGUUUAUCGAGGUUUCUUCCAAGAGCGUUCGCUACAUAAGCUGUUAUGCAGCUAAUUUUGUUAGUAGGGGUGCUAUUUUUUGGCAGGAACAUAUUUUCUUUUGUUUUGCCUUACGAGUGCCUUGCGGCCGUACGUUCGCCACCAGACUCUAAUGAAAGAUUAGACACAGCUUUUUACGCUGUUUAGUCCCCAUAUCAUAAAGACAAUACUCACCAAAUAAAUAAUCACCUUUCAUUGAUAACACAAUGUUUUAUAAUCAAUAAAUUGCAUACCCAUCAAA